Messenger RNA from Phytomonas sp. EM1, 2058 nucleotides. Lineage: Eukaryota; Euglenozoa; Kinetoplastea; Trypanosomatida; Trypanosomatidae. The record is from the annotation of a GenBank genome assembly.
AUGCCUCAGAUGACGCACAUUGUACGCUUCAAGGUGAUUUCUGUGGAGUGCGGUGCAUUACAGGACGGCCAACAGUAUACUAUAUAUUACCGUCGUGGAGAUACACGUCGCUCUACUCCUUGCUACACAGCUCGAAAUGGUGUAGUGGAUUUCAGAAUGAUGCCAGAAGGUGCUGCGAUUAUUCAUUUCAAAAACGGUGGGGUGAGUCGCCGCUUUGCACCCAAAUACAUUUUAUUCCGACUGGAAGAAUAUAUUAUCGGAGUGCCGCGACGCAUGGUAUGUGAAACGAAUGUGGACUGUUCAAAUGUCUUGGGACUGUACGACAACUCUGGCUCUGGUGUAAUUGAUGCUCCUAUACAAAUUUAUGGUGUCGGCGCAAAAAUGAAAGUGGCUAUUUUAGUUUACCCUGAGAAUGGGCUACCUUUGUCUUUUGAUACAAUUAUCAAACCACAGCAGCCUGAUCAAGUUGAAGGGCCUGUAGGUAAAGUGUCAGUUAUGUCUCGUGGUGAAGCGAUGACGUUGCUCAUAUCCCUGGAGACCAUGCUGGAGCGGAAAAGGCAGGCAGAUCCCGAAGGCGCACCAAUAACUGCGUCUAAGAGUGAGCUAAAGGUAAUUGAACUAGAAGAGAAGCGCAACAAACUUGCGCGGUUGGAAGGCAUGGCUAGCAAAGCAGUCACUGUCCGCUGCUGCGAUGUCGUUAAGGCUCAGUUCGUGGCACUUGCACGAAAAUUUCGAAAUAACUACGUCGGUGCAACAGCUGCUUACCUCCGCCAGAUGGCACUGAUGAGCGGCAUCCCUCUCGCAGAUAAAAUGGCGAUUCAGUCUGAGAACACGAUGCAAGAGCAAUUGGCUCGAACCACUAGUCGCAUCGAGGAUUUAAGGCAGCAAAUACAUCAGUUAGAGCAAAAUCAGCUGGCCCUAGGCCGAAUCCAGCAUAAGACCGACGUGACCGCGGAACUGAUGGCCAAUCUGGAGAAGGUCGACUCGCUGAAUGGACAAAUUAAAAUACUUGAACAGACCAAAGAGGCUAAUGAGAAGGCUUUGUUUAGUCGAGACAAUUCCGGUACACCCCUUGGUCGUGAAGUUAAGGGCAUCAACGAGCACAUAGAAGCGCUCGAGAUGGAGCAAGAGCAGCUGAGGGCCCAAGUGAGUCACAUGGUUGUCACUGCUGCAGCUCAUGUGUUAUCGUGGGCACGGAGUAAGAAUCCACCUCAGCCUGAGACCAACAAUAAGUCCACAAUCGACAAUCUCUUCAGCGACGCUGGGGUUGGAAGUUUGGGCGAGGGCCGUGUCGCUAAAAACGUGUUAGUUUCCAAUGACCCAAAGCCGAUUGUAGCGCCUCAACGUACGCAAUCGAGCUCAUCCUCGGAUUGUCGCACCCCAAAAGACCUUUUUAGCGGUAAAGAUUUGCCCUCGAUGGGGGAUUUCAAAGCAGCUGAAUCAAAGAAUGUAAAGACUAAAGAAAGCAAUACAAAGCCUCAGUAUCAGGAUCCUCUAAAACCCACCGGACUGAAUACUGAAAUGUUCGCACGUUCCAACUCAGAAUCUGCUGUGCCCAACUCGCCGGUCGGUCCCUUAGUGGGCGACAUCAAUACCGUUGUAGAGCCGGGCUUGAGUAUAAAUGUUUUGUCAGAACCUACCCAAGCCAAGUCCUCAGAUGUGCCUUCCGCGAAUAGUGACGGUCACAUUGAUCCGUACUACGAUGAAAUGGACUAUUUCACGCCACCGCCAAAUGUCGACGAGCCAAGUAAUGCGGCUGCUGCACAACUAUUCUCCAAUUUUGGGUUCGAAGGUACCAUUAAGGACGCAUUGAGUUUGGAAGACGCCACGAAUGUCAGGUCACCUCUACGCCCAAAGUUUAACUUUGGCCCGUCAGAUGAUGCAGAAACAACAGCAGUUGAGGCGAAUGCUGCAACAACAUUAUCUGAUAAUCAUGCCAUUGAGUUUGGGAAGCCGACCUACGAUUUCGCUCCAUCAGUGGACAAUACCACUCAGGAUAAUGAUAGCAAGGUUCAGGACAAGAAAUACAGCAUACCGAUAUACAACUUCGCAAGCUAG